UCAGAGGCUCCACAACUAUGGCGGCAUCCGAGAAUACCAACCCUGACCUUCCAACGCUUCCUUCCAAAACCAGAGAGGAAGGAGAACUCUCUUCUUCCGACGAUGACGAAAACCCUGAUAGCUCUGCCGUGCAAUCCACCCCUGCUGCAGGCCCAGAUUCUACUCCUUUGGUGCAAAAAAGUACCCAAAGCGUUCAAGGUGGCUCCAAUAACGUACAACUGCAAAUGACCAGACAACCAACUACACAGAAGAUCCUAAAAAAGAACCAAUUACCUCCUAAAUCUUCUCUGUGGAAUGGUCAUGUAGGCACUGAUAAAAAUCUUGUAAUAAGCUUCUCUGAUGAUGACAGUGGUAGUGACAUUGAAACUAAAGGUAAUGGUUCUAGGUUGGAUAGCAGUUUAAAGCGGCCUAGCUCUUCCUUGGAAAAGUCUAGGAAGUUACAGCAGAAUGCGAGAAGUUUACACAAGGAAAUGCCCAAUAAGUCAUCUUUAAAUCGCACAUUUAUCUCAUCAAUGACCAAAAUUCCUGGUUCUAAUUCUAAGGUUGCCAGAUCCAUGUCACUAGUACAAGGACCACGAGGUAGAAAUUUCAAUCCAAUGAACAAAAAUUUAGCAAAUGUAGAGCGUGGACGUGAUCAAGGAGUGGUGUCAAAUGACAAUAAACUUCAGGAUUUAAGGCAUCAGAUUGCACUUCGUGAAAGUGAACUCAAGUUGAAGGCAGCCCAGCAAAAUAAGGAGUAUGCUUCAAUUUUGGGUAGGGAUCACAAUGCCAUGAACUCAAAGAACAACACAGCAAGAAAAAAUACUCCAGUUUUCCCAGGACCUGCACAGUUGGAGCCAAAAGAACCAGAUAGGAAACGCUUGAAACUUGGCACAUCUUACAGCACCCCUAAUGCUGUUGGCAGUCAGCAAGAAGUUCCUGCUGUUAAAUCUAUAUUACCGGCUAAAGAUUCUACAUCUGAAAACUAUAAUCCUCAGGAGAGAAACAAGGUUGAUCAUAGCCAAAAAUUGAUUCCAUGCAGGGGAGAGUCAACAAUUAUCACAUCACAAAGGCAAUCUGACAAGCAUCUUGACAACUCAUUACAAAAUAUGCCUCGUAGAUCAAGAGACAGUGAUGUCAAUUAUGGUGGCAAUCAAACUGAGAAGAGUGGCAGGCAGUUUGACCCUUGCGUUACUUUCAACCAAAAUGUGGUGCCGGCAAAUAUGAGUUCCAAUGGUGUGCCAAAAAAUCUUGAAGAGCUAAGCAAUGCAGUUCAUUUGAAUCACAAUGGAAAUGUAAAUUUCUCAGAGCACAGCAAUAUCGAUUUACAGUCAUUUUUUAAUAUGGAAGACUUGAUAGACAAGGAACUGGAGGAGGCUCAAGAGCACAGGCACAAAUGUGAAAUCGAAGAAAGAAGUGCACUUAAAGCUUAUCUUAAAGCUCAGAGGUCUUUGCUUGAGGCUAAUGCUCGAUGCACCAAUCUUUAUCAUAAAAGGGAAUUGCAUUCAGCUAAGUUAAGGUCUUUAAUUUUAAACAAUUCUGGCUUCUCGUGGUCUUCAGGGCAGCACCAACAUGUAGAGCUGGAUUCCUUACCUAGACCUGGAUAUGAAAUACCCACUUCAAGCUGUCAAAGGCAGGUUGAGUAUAAUGAUAUUAACAAUCCAAGUUUUGAUUCUAAUAAUAGAGACAUCAAUAAUAGGCAUUCCAAUACAUCUAAUCACCUUGUGGAUGGAGCAACUUUAGGGUCUGAACCUUGUGGUGAACCAGAUGCCAGUACAUCAGAGCCAUUGCCUCAAAGAGAUACUUAUGCUGCAGAUGGGGUAUAUUCUCCUUCAGAUGAAUUAGAUGCAUCAGCUAAUGAAAAUGAAGAUAUUUCUCCAGUUGGACAUCUGUCUAAUCAUUGUGAUGCUGAGUAUAUUAGAAAACAAGAUUCCAAGGCCAAACUAGUUGACGUAGAUACUGCAUCAAAUGCAAAAUUUUCAACUGAUAAUCCCCAGGAUUCUUUGCUUCUUGAAGCAACAUUAAGGUCUGAAUUAUUUGCACGGUUGGGAGCAAGAGCUAUGAAGAGUAGAAAUCCAUGUAACAAUGUAGAGCCUGCGGUUGAGCGAGGUGCUGAAAAUGAGGUUGUAAAUGAGAAAAACCAGAUGCAUCACAGUGUUGUUCCACUAUCUUUGGCAGAAGAGAAUGAUCUUAAAGCUAUAGGCAUUGAGAGUCAUGAAAGGAGCAUCUAUGUGGGUUCCAGUGAGAUUCAAAAUCAGCUAAACUUUGGUGGAAGAUCUAUGAAUGUCAACUGCAGCGUUGGUUCAGGAGCACAAGGAGAUAUAUCUUGUCAAGGUUGCCAUUCAACAGAUACAGAGAACACCUCACCCUUGAUAUUUAGGAGUGCAUUCAGUGAGCUGAGAGAAAUGUUUCCAUUCAAUUCAAAUCAAGUACAAAGUAAAUAUGCUUUUAUUCAUGCUAAUGAUGGUCAAAAUGAAAAUGCUACUUCCCUCAGUUCUGAUGAAACAAAGUGGAGUAAUAUGUUAGCAAUUUCAAUGCCUGUCACUGUCGGAAACUUACUCUCAGGCGACAGUUCUUUUUGCUACAGCCCUGCAGUUGAUCCAUUUUGGCCACUAUGCACGUAUGAACUGCGAGGAAAAUGCAACAAUGAUGAGUGUCCUUGGCAGCAUGCUAAGGACUAUGGUGAUGGAAACAUUCAGCACGCUGAUUCUAAUAAUGCAGAUGGUCAAGGUAGAUUACCAUUGCAUCAACAUAACUGUAAUGGUGGGACAAAAGUUCCCAAGUGUCACAAAGCUACCAUUCUGCCAACUUACCUUGUUGGUUUAGAUAUUCUUAAAGCAGAUCAAUUUGCAUAUAAACCUGUUGUGGCUCAUAGGAAUACUCAAUGCUGGCAGAAGCAUUUCAGUAUUACUUUAGCUACUUCAAAUCUACUUCGAAAUAGUUUACCUGCUGGAGGUCCAUUAUUGCAUGGUGAUGAACGCAUAGAGGUCCAUGGUGCAUGGAACAAGCAAUUGUCUUCUUUUCAUUGGAGAAGUGGAGCUGGGAAUCAAAUUAAGCAGGCUAUGGCUGACAGUGAACAAGCUGUUGAAAUGGCUCUUCUUAUUCUCAACCAGGAAAGUAAUAAAUUGCAAGGUGUAAGAAAGGCCUUAUCUGUACUGUCAAAAGCUCUGGAGACUUAUCCAACAUCUGUGGUUCUCUGGAUUGUUUAUCUGGUCAUUUACUAUGGAAAUUUGAAGCCAAAUGAAAGGGAUGACAUGUUCUUGUGUGCGGUUAAGCUCUGUGAAGGAUCUUAUGUGCUCUGGCUCAUGUACAUCAACAGUCAGGGAAAGCUUGAUGAUCGGUUGGUUGCCUAUAAUACAGCCCUCUCAGUGCUCUGUCAGCAUGCAUCUGCCACUCCCUAUGAUAGAAUACAUGAAAGUGCAUGCAUCUUAGACCUGUUUUUGCAGAUGAUGGAUUGCUUGCGCAUGUCAGGAAACGUUGAAAAGGCCAUUGAAAGAAUUUAUGGAAUAUUUACUGCUACAACAAAAUCCAAUGAGCCUCAUCGACUGUCACUCUCUGAUAUACUCAAUUGCUUAACAAUUUCUGACAAAUGUGUAUUCUGGGUUUGUUGUGUUUACUUAGUUAUUUACAGGAAACUGCCCGAUGCUGUAGUUCAGAAGUUUGAAUGUGAGAAAAAUCUCCUUGAUAUUGAAUGGCCUGUUGUCAGUUUAUCAGAAGAUGACAAGGAGAUGGCUAUUAAACUUGUGGAGGCAGCUGUUGAAUCUAUUGAUUCUCUUGUCUCUAAUGAAUCAGUAAAAAGUGAAGUUAAUCUAAGUUCUGCUCAACUUUUUGCUCUCAAUCAUCUUAGAUGCAUGGUUGCUCUUGAUAACAAAGAAUGCUUGUGGAAUUUGUUGGAUAAAUACAUUAAGUUGUAUCCUUCCUGCAUUGAAUUGGUCCUGGCAUCAGCUCGAAUACAGAAAGAGGAUAUUCAUGUUGAUAAUUUCAUGGGAUUUGAGGAAGUGAUUAGCAGAUGGCCAAAAGAAGUUCCUGGAAUCCAGUGCAUCUGGAAUCAGUACAUUGAAAAUGCCAUCCGCAAUGAAAGAAUUGAUCUUGCAAAAGCAAUUACAGUUCGAUGGUUCCACUCUGUUUGGCAAGUACAAGAUCUCCCAAACAGAGGGAUGGAGACCACUGAUGGUGGUAAUUCAUCUGGCUUAUUGGGACUGGAUUCAAAAUCUGUUUUAGACAGAUCCAGUUGUGAUCAUAAACAGAUAGAUAUGUUGUUUGGAUUUCUUAACCUAUCUCUUUAUAAAUUUUUCCAGAAUGAUAGAACAGCAGCAUGCAUAGCAGUUGACAAGGCUAGGAGUACUGCUAGUUUUGGAGGUUUAGAGCAAUGUAAGAGAAAACAUGUGAUGUUUGUAGUUUGUGAUGCCCUAAACUUAACAGAGGAUGGUCCUGAGGGUGCUAUCAAGAAGAUUUUGGAGUUAUAUUUGGAUGGUUCCUCUCAGGACUUGCUAGUCCCUAAGGUGUUGACAAGAACAUUUGUUGACAUCAUCAAGAAGCCAAGAGUAAGGCAUCUUAUUGGCAACAUAUUAUGUCCAGUUUCAUUAGAUUGUUCUCUGCUAAAUUUGAUACUUCAAUCUUGGUUUGGUUCUUCUCUUCUACCCCAAACUAUUAGUGACCAGAAACAUCUGGUGGAUUUUGUUGAAGCCAUUAUGGAGGUAGUUCCUCACAACUUCCAGUUAGCUAUUACUGUUUGCAAGCUAUUAAUCAAGGACUACAAUUCUUCUGACUUAAACUCGGCCAGUCUCUGGUUUUGGGCUUGUUCAACCCUGGUAAAAGCAAUUUUGGAUGCAAUGCCUAUACCACCAGAAUACGUCUGGGUGGAAGCUGCAGGGUUUUUGCACAAUGCUAUGGGCAAUGAGACAAUAUCUGAGAGGUUUUAUAGGAGGGCACUAUCAGUGUAUCCAUUUUCUAUCGUGUUGUGGAAAUGCUUCAAUAAUCUAUAUAUGACCGGUGGAGAUGCAAAAGAUGCUGUUGAAGCAGCGAAAAAUAGGGGUAUAGAGUGUGAUUAACUAUAUAGACUUAGGAGUUGGUUGAAUGUCAGUUUGAUAGGAUCAACAUAUCUGCACAUGGGAACUUUGGGGGCAGUUUUGCUUCUUUCACGAGGAGGCAUUAACAUGUAUAUAAUUUUUUCAAUCUUGGAAUAUUUCCACAUAAUUGAAAGCAGUUCUGGUGACAGAAAUUCCAGGAGUUUGAGAGUUGAACUUGAAUCGGAUUUGUACUGGCAAUGUCUGGUGACUUGUUAGGGAGAAUUAGAUUGUAGGUGGUGCUGGUGAAUUUUAUAGGAUUAGUGGUGGAUGUUAUCUGCUUUUGCUGUCUCCGUACUUUGUUUUCCUCCUCCUCCUCCUCGCCCCGCCCACCCCCCACCCCCCCCAAAAAAAAAAAAAAAAUUCCUGUAACUGGUGUUACUCACUGAUGCUCAUCUUCUCCGUUACACACAAAAUGAGAAAGAAAAAAGUGCAGACACAUGUGAAGGCCUUUACAUUUCUGUAGUAUUAGGUGAAAUCCCAUGUUGGUGUCACUAAAUAACUCGAACCUGAUCCCAAUAAAUGUCACCAACACGAGAUUUUAUCCAAUAAUAGUGUGGAAAAGAGUGUCAAAGAUUGAGUUGCUUGCAAUUUUCCUCCACAUUAUUAUGCUGGGCAUGGUGGUAUCACAUGUUGGACAUUGUAAAUUUGUAGACUAUUACUUGACAUAUGGAAUGAAAGAAAUAUGCUUUU
Molecule: messenger RNA, 5738 nt
Organism: Abrus precatorius (Indian licorice)
Lineage: Eukaryota; Viridiplantae; Streptophyta; Magnoliopsida; Fabales; Fabaceae
Exons: 10
Coding region: 18-5030 (1670 amino acids)
Cellular component (GO): nucleus; exosome (RNase complex)
Molecular function (GO): protein binding
Source: RefSeq, a predicted model, not a curated record